GAAGUCAGUAUGAAACGUACAUUUGUGGAAAUAGGUUGAUUGAAUACACUAAUUAUAGCGAUAGAAAAGUACAACUUGGAGAAUGCAUAAACACGUGGAAUUAAUUGCUUGCUGGCUGCUCUCGCUGCUCUUCCUCACCCUCACCCUCUCGCCAAUCGUCGAGCCGGUUCAGGCCGCCAGUGACGUCACCAUGCCACAAACCACUGAAGUGGAAUUCUCACGCCGGCUGGCCAUCUUCUCCCUCAACGUGCACCAGAAGCUGUCGCUGCUGAAUCCAGACCAGAACGUGGUCUUCUCCCCAUUCUCCAUACAGACCUGCGCGGCCAUGGCACGCCUGGGUGCCGAGGGAGAGACAGCCGCGGAGCUGGACCGAGGUCUGGGACUGAUCUCCAGCGACGCUUCAGAGAUAGCCCAGAGCUUCCACCAAGUGCUGGCCACCUACGAGGAGAGCCAGAUCCUGCACAUAGCCAACAAGGUCUUCGUGAUGCAGGGAUACCCGCUCCGCGAGGAGUUCAACCAGCUGCUCACCAAGGAGUUCCUCUCGGCGGCGCAGAGCGUAAACUUUGCCCAGAGCGCCGAGGCAGCAGGCACCAUCAACGCGUGGGUGGAGCAGAGGACCAAUAAUCUGAUCAAGGACCUGGUGCCGGCCAGUGCCCUGGACGCCAACUCCCGCCUGGUCCUAGUUAAUGCCAUCCACUUCAAGGGCACCUGGGCGCACAAGUUCCCCCAGCAGGCCACUCAGCAGGAGUUGUUUCACCUGAACGAGAAGCAGAGCACAAUGGUACCAAUGAUGAACUUGAAGAAGAAAUUCCGCUAUGCGGAUCUGCCCGAGCUGGGUGCCGCUGCCCUGGAAUUGCCCUACGCGGACUCGGACUUGUCCAUGCUGGUUGUUCUGCCCAAGAGCAGGACGGGUCUGCCCGCGCUGGAGGAGAAACUGAGGGGUACGCCUCUCUCGGUGAUCACGCAGGCGCUGCGGAAGACCGAGGUGGUGGUCAAGCUGCCCAAGUUUAAGGCCGAGUUCCAGGCGGAGCUGUCGGAGGUGUUCAAACAGCUGGGCAUGGCCAAGAUGUUCGACAACAAAGCAGAGUUUAACAAAAUGCUUCAGAGUCCCGAACAGUUGAAGGUGUCGGCUAUCAUCCACAAGGCAUUCAUCGAUGUGAACGAGGAGGGCACCGAGGCGGCAGCAGCCACUGGAAUGAUACUGGUUAUGCAUUCGAUACCCAGGCCCGAUCCGGAACCCAAACUAUUCUAUGCCGAUCAUCCAUUUACCUAUUACAUUAUCAAGAAGGACUCGACCAUUCUCUUUGCUGGCAAACAGAUAAAGCUCUAAACUUUGUAAUAACCUCUAAUAUCCAACAAUUUGAAUGUCAUUUAAUCAUGCGACUAUUGUUUUUUUUUUAAAUCAACCAAUUUGUUUGCUGGAAAAUUUAUAACUAAGCAAUUAAUAGGAUCUACCAAUUAGAUCAACAAAUUUAAUUCCAUUCCGAUCUUACGGUUAAUGAUGCGAUUUCAGAUGCCCAGGAUCCAGCCAGAUCCCAGGCGCUUCUAUGCCGAUCAUUCAUUUCAAUUUUCUAUUAUAAACAAAGACGCGACAGCUCUCUUUGCUGGACAAAAUUUUUAAACUUUAAACUAAGACUUGAGACUGCACAAAAUCAACGAUCUUCUACACAAGCAUUUGUUCUAACCCAGCAUAUAAGAAAUCCCUUUUCAAUAAAGGUUCGCCAAA
Drosophila obscura is the source of this 1726-nucleotide messenger RNA. Its product is annotated as serine protease inhibitor 42Dd. Gene Ontology annotation, molecular function: serine-type endopeptidase inhibitor activity. The transcript has 4 exons. NCBI's taxonomy places the organism in Eukaryota, Metazoa, Arthropoda, Insecta, Diptera, Drosophilidae. The record is from RefSeq and is a predicted model, not a curated record. The coding region runs from base 83 to 1330 and encodes 415 amino acids.